Messenger RNA from Cryptosporidium muris RN66, 897 nucleotides. Its product is annotated as transcriptional regulator, Sir2 family protein. The record is from RefSeq and is a predicted model, not a curated record. The transcript has a single exon. Lineage: Eukaryota; Apicomplexa; Conoidasida; Eucoccidiorida; Cryptosporidiidae. Bases 1 to 897 code for a protein of 298 amino acids. Gene Ontology annotation, molecular function: NAD+ binding.
AUGCAGACAAGAUCACAAUCUGUACUUUCGAGCCUUAAAUCUCAAAUAUUAAAUACUGAUGACAAAAUCCUGUUUAUUACUGGGGCAGGUUUAAGUUUUGAUUCUGGAAUCCCACUAUUUCGAUCUGAACAUGGAGUAGAUGAUAGUUCUGUUAUUUGGGAUGAUAAGAUGGAAUCCUGGGCUACAAUGAAAACUUUUCUAUUAGAUCCUUUGAGUUGGUACUCUAUAUUUAAAAGUAAAUAUGAAUUCUUUAGAACUAUUAGAGACGCUAAACCCAAUAAAGGUCAUCGGGCUUUAUCAUGGCUUUGCAAAAACUAUCCCGAUAGAAUCAAAAUCAUAACACAAAAUAUUGAUGGGCUACUGCACAAGGCAAAUUGCCCCCCUGAGAAUGUACUUGAAGUUCAUGGGAGAUUGGACUAUUUGAGAUGCAGUAAUACUAACUGUUAUCUUUCUAAAGAGCAAUAUUUACCACUUGACUGGAACUGUUUGGAGAAUAAAUCUCCUAAAGCUAUUAUUCAAGAUUUAGCUUGCCCUUCGUGCAAUUCUCCAUGUCUCCCAUUAGUUUUAUUAUUUGAUGAGCCAUACCAUGGUAAUAAAUAUUAUCAAUGGGAUAAGGCCAAAGAAUGGAUGAAUGAAGCUGACUUAAUGAUAUUUGUUGGGACUUCUUUUAGUGUUUUUUGUACUGAUAAAUGCCUUAGGGUAGGAUAUAAAAAAAAUCUUCCUAUAGUGAAUAUCAAUAUUAGACAAUUUCCAAUUACAUUUGAAAUACCCAGUAAAUACAACUCAGAUUCUUUAGAAAUAUUAGAGUAUCCUUGUGAAUUGGUUCGUCAAAUUAUUCAAGGAUCAACAGAUGCACUACUUGGAUUAAUCCCAUAUGAAUAUCACUCUGAAAUAUAA